UGUUGUUUAUUUUAAACGACACUGGCCCAACCUGAAUGAGGAGGACUGCUGUGAGCGUCUUUUUCACGGAGGUAGACUAGGCUUGUUUAAAUAUAAAAGAAACACAGAGAUCUCAUAAAGAGACUGUUGCAUGGUCUCUCAAGAAUUUUUCAUAUUUCUUUGAGUGUUAUUGAAAUGGAUCUUCAAUUAGGUUUUGAUGAUGAGGAUUUGGAUUGUUAUCGGGGGAGCUCUGAAGGCGACCGCCACCUACCAUACAACGUCAAAUUAUGCACACCUCAAUGGUUUGAAAACUGUGCUUCUUCUGUGUGCAAUACAAGCGCACCUGCUGACCCAGAAGAGCUGCAUAACACUUUAAAAUUCAGUGGUGAUUUUCACUAUGGACAAAAGCAAUUUUCCAAAGCUGCAAAGCAAUAUGAGGCUGUUUUAGAUGUACUCCCAGAAUCCAAUGUUUCAGUCGCGCAGGAUGUGAGAGAGUCACUGUGCCGAUGCUAUUCACACUGUGGGAGGCAUGAAGAAAGUCUAAACCUUGCAAAACAGUUGGUGUCAGAACUGGCAACUGAGGAUAUUGCUAGACAGAGGCAGAGUUUGAUACUUUAUUCUUCAGUGUGUGAGAUGAGUGGGAGAUGGGCAGAGUGUGUUGAGGCCCUUGAAAGGUUAUGCUGCAUCCAGCCGUACUACGAUAAGUUUUGGCGUCAGCUCGGUGGUGCCUAUAUGAAGCUGACGUCUGAACUCUCAUCAAUCAAUGCCUCAGACCACACUUCUUCUUGCACUGCAGGAGAAUACCUGGAACUGGCCUUGACAUGUUUUGUGCGAGCCAGAUUACUGUUACAAUCUUCAUUGUUCAGAGCAAGUGACAUCAUAAAAGAACGGAAUAAACAGCUCAUAGAACAGACGACAGAGACUGUGAACAAGCUCCCUUUACCUGAAGACCAAAAGGAAUAUGCUAAUCAAUGUAUGAUGAAGAGUGAUACUGAGACCGUGGACUCGCAGAAUGAUGAGGGAACAACUCAAGAUCUUGCCAAGGAUUCCUCGGCACAGGUGUCCAAUUCCAAGCUGUUUUAUGAGAAAUUCUGCUCGUGGAUAGAACAGUACCAUCGGAACUUACAGCAGUCGAAUACUUAAGUUAUUAAAUUGUUCACAUUUCAAGUAA
This is a messenger RNA of Aplysia californica (California sea hare), 1150 nucleotides long. RefSeq lists its product as uncharacterized. The coding region runs from base 175 to 1122 and encodes 315 amino acids. Lineage: Eukaryota; Metazoa; Mollusca; Gastropoda; Aplysiida; Aplysiidae. The transcript has 9 exons. The record is from RefSeq and is a predicted model, not a curated record. Gene Ontology annotation, molecular function: protein binding.